Messenger RNA from Schistocerca cancellata (South American locust), 2888 nucleotides. It is a transcript of the gene Tpr2, whose product is annotated as dnaJ homolog subfamily C member 7. The transcript is spliced from 11 exons. The coding region runs from base 73 to 1539 and encodes 488 amino acids. Gene Ontology annotation, molecular function: protein binding. The record is from RefSeq and is a predicted model, not a curated record. Lineage: Eukaryota; Metazoa; Arthropoda; Insecta; Orthoptera; Acrididae.
UUCUUGCCAGAGAUACUAUUCGUGAACUGCCAGUGGAUUGUGUUCUGCUAGCUUGGCGUUCUAGUGGGCAACAUGGCUGAUACAUUGAUUGAUUUGGAGAUGGCACCAACAGAAAGUGCACCGGAAAUUGUAGAUCAUAAUGAAGAGGAGUUGGCAGAGAUCAAAAAGGAAACGGGCAAUCAAUUAUACAAAACAAAAAAGUACAUACAAGCCAUUCCGUACUAUACAGAAGCAAUAGAACUGUGUCCUGAUUCGCCAUCAUACUAUGGGAAUCGCUCUGCUUGUUACAUGAUGCUACAUCAGUAUAAGGAGGCUCUAGAAGAUGCCAGGAAAUCAGUUCUUCUGGAUCCAAGAUUUGUUAAAGGCUAUAUACGAAUUGCAAAGUGCAGCCUUGCCCUUGGAGACAUUACUGCUGCAGAAAAUGCCAUUUCAUUUGUUAACGAGCUGGAGCCUGCUAACACUGCAAUAUUACCUGAGAAAAAAAAAAUUGAAGUUGUUCGAAGAUUUGAAGAAGAAGCAAAGAAAGCUUAUUUGAAAAAUGACUACAGAAAGGUUGUGUACUGCAUGGACCGUAUGCUGGAGCAAGUGCCUUGCAGUCUGUACAAAUUGCAGAGAGCUGAGUGUCUUGCCCUGAUAGGAAGAUAUCAGGAAGCUCAAGAAGUUGCAAAUGACAUACUGCAUUUUGAUAAACAGAAUGCAGAUGCAAUAUAUGUUAGAGGAAUGUGUUUGUACUACCAGGAUAAUGUGGAGAAAGCAUUCAGCCAUUUUCAGCAUGUUCUUAAACUGGCACCAGACCACACAAAAGCAAUGGAUAUUUAUAAGAAAGCCAAGUUGCUAAAACAGAAAAAAGAGGAAGGUAAUGAAGCAUUCAAAUCAAAUAAACUAGCAGAAGCUUAUGCGUUGUACACAGAAGCACUGAAAAUUGACCCAUACAAUAACUCUACAAAUGCAAAAUUGUAUUUUAACCGUGCAACAGUGUGUUCAAAGCUUGGGAGGUUAAAUGAGUCUGUAGCAGAUUGCACAGCAGCACUGUCAUUGGAUCCUAAUUACUUAAAGGCUCUGCUACGAAGAGCGAAGAACUAUAUGGAACUAGGUGAAUAUGAAGAUGCAGUACGUGAUUAUGAAAAUGUUUGCAAAAUGGAUAAAAGCAGAGAGAACAGAAGACUAUUACAAGAAGCCAAAUUAGCUCUUAAAAAAUCCAAACGUAAAGACUACUACAAAAUACUGGGCAUUGACAAGAACGCAUCCACAGAUGAAAUAAAGAAAGCUUAUCGCAAAAGAGCUUUGGUUCAUCAUCCAGAUCGUCAUGCAAGUGCUUCAAGUGAUGAGAAAAAAGAACAAGAAAAGAAAUUCAAGGAAGUUGGAGAAGCAUAUGGAAUACUCUCAGAUCCAAAGAAGAGAGCAAGAUAUGACAAUGGCCAAGAUUUAGAAGACCUUGAAGGAAUGGGGAGUGAGGUGGAUCCCUCAACUGUGUUCCAAGCCUUCUUUGGCGAUCAGUACAGCUUUGGAAAUGGAGGAUUUACGUUCCAGUUUGGUUGAGUUGGAUUUCGUGUUACAAUUAUACUUGCAACAUUCCACCCACAGUUUCACUCCUCUUCUUCCAAAUUUUAUUUCUUUGACUUUAAAAGUUACAUACCAAUAAAUGUUUCCUGUGUUCGUUAGAAAAAAAAAUCAUUUUUCUUUGACAAAAAUAUUAAGUUUAAAAACUUAAUAUUCACUAAAUAUAUUCAGCAUUGCUAACUGAAUUAAAAUAUUAUUAGUAGUGAUCAUCUGUUAUCUUUACUAAGUAUUGGUGGCCUUUCUUACUUGCUUAAUUGUGGUUUAAAAUGGAUGUUGAUGCCAAAAAUAAAAGACUACUGACUGUGUGAUCUCAGUACCACUGCAAUAAUUAGAGAUGUAAGUAAUGUAAACUGCAUUACAUUUUGAUUAGUACAGUACUAGAUUUUAUAAACCUACUAACCGAUCCCAGCCAUUAUCGUGUGCAGUAUAUGUGUCUCUGCAGACUGUGCCAUUAAUAUUUUGUGAUUAGUUGUCUAUUAAAGUCAUAACAAGUCUUACAAAGAGGUAAGUUCAAUUUCUCACUGGGUCAGUGGUCUUGAGAACUUUUAAGAACAGUCUUUGUAUCAUAGAAAACUACAUAUAAUAAAAUAACAGCAUAAUACAUGGUGGUAUUUGUCAUAAUCCAUGUAGAUCCAGAAUACUGUCUGCAAUGAUUCAUCAAACUUAAAAAAAAUCCUUACCAGUAUAAAAUGUUUUUUUGUAUGUCAAGCAUGAUCACCUUUGUGCCAGAAAUUGUCUUAUUUAGACAAGCUGGACUCAGUGUUACUGUUAAACUAUUUUUGCUUUAUGUUAGCACAUUCAAUAAGUCAGUUGAACAUUUUAAAUACUUGUGUCAAUAACAGUAAGCUGUAUGGCUGCUGUAGAAUCCCUUUAUUUUGUAAUUGUGUGCGGGAGUGAAGGAACUAAGUGUAUGAGAUGUAGUUUCUGAAGAUAUGCAUGUGCCAUGUGCUGCUGUGCUGUUUAACAAUUUCUUUGAACAUUUUAACACCUUUGCUUCAUUUUCUUGCUAUCAUAAAUUACAUUUUCAGAAGUAGUGUAUUUGUACUGAACUUCCAUUGUACUAUAAUUGUUGUGAAGAAACCAUUCUGGUAUAAAAUUUUGUCUUUGAAAGGAUCCAGAAUACAUCACAUGUUCAAAUUUGGAAUGAAUGACUCUGGCAACUGCCAUAAAUGUUAAAAAUGAUUCCAAAAUUUUGUGAUACAAAGCCAACUAAAUGUGACAUUAAUUUUUCUUCGUUUGUUACUCAGAAGGUGCUGUUUCUAUGUUUGUAGUCUUGAUCCUAACAAUGUUAUCUUACAGCAGAGAAUAGUUGUAAUGCUGCAGCCAGU